AUGAACAACAAGCACCCAUUUCUUGUGGAGAAGGAACCACAAAAGCCUCUCAUCUCUCUUGAUCUUCUCAACUCCUUACCUCAACGAAUAGUCUAUCCCGUUCCAACCAAAACUGUUCCAUCGUUAUCCGUGGCUUGCUUCGCAGAGGACAUUAUCAUUUGUAAGGGUUUGCAACAAAGUGGUCGUUGGGAAGUGUUUGAUUCCGAAGAGUAUUUCCUCUCAAAUCUCUUUACACGACCCCUUGAUCAAGAGUAUCGAUACUUUUUGGAUUUUGGUUCCAAUCUUGGUCUAUUCUCUCUUUUGCUUGCAUCGAAGGGGAAUUGGAAAGGUAUUGCUGUGGAAGCUCUCUUUGGAAGCGCCAUCGAGUUCAAUCUUUUUGCAAACAAGUUGCAAGAUAAAGUGAGAGUAGAGAAGGUAGCGUUGGCUUCCGAUGGAAUUGGUUAUGUCCACAUGAAGUUUCAUGCUAACAAUCCAGGAUCGUCCACAGCAGUAGGAGCAUCCGAAACAGAGGGUCACAUGAAGGUCCCUAAAAUGACCAUUGACAUGGUGGUGGAAAAGUAUGAAAAAGAAGGUUUCAUUCCAAGAGGUGUGGAAUUUGAUUAUGUCAAGUUGGAUAUUGAGGGAUUUGAAGUGAAGGCCUUAAAAGGGGCCACGAAAUUAUUGGAACAGAGACGUGUCAAGUUGUGGCAAAUUGAGCUAAUUCAUCAUAUUUCUGAAGCAGGAGAUGAUCCAAAAGAUGUGAUCAGAAUGUUAAAUCAAAAUGGUUAUACUGUUUUCUGGGGAAAGGACAAGACACGUAAAAUCACGCCAGAAACUCUUGAAAUUAAGGGAUGGAAUGAUGCGUAUGCUUUUAGAAAUGAUCUUCUUUCUCAAAGUCAAAUCUAA
Messenger RNA from Naegleria fowleri, 885 nucleotides. RefSeq lists its product as uncharacterized. The record is from RefSeq and is a predicted model, not a curated record. The coding region runs from base 1 to 885 and encodes 294 amino acids. Lineage: Eukaryota; Heterolobosea; Eutetramitea; Acrasida; Naegleriidae. The transcript is spliced from 2 exons.